This is a messenger RNA of Cinclus cinclus, 1437 nucleotides long. Its product is annotated as basic salivary proline-rich protein 1-like. The coding region runs from base 1 to 1437 and encodes 478 amino acids. The transcript has 2 exons. Lineage: Eukaryota; Metazoa; Chordata; Aves; Passeriformes; Cinclidae. The record is from RefSeq and is a predicted model, not a curated record.
AUGUACCAGAAGCUCCCCGGCAGCGGCUGGGCCCGCGGGAGGUCCCGGCAGGGCAGGGGCUGCAGGGCCCAGCCGCAGAACAAGGCAGCUCCGGGCUGGGUUCUGGCCCUGGCAGUGAAUUCCUUUCCUUCCAGCCGCAGGCCUGACCGUCCUCCUCCAAAGCCCAGAGAGCGCAGCUGCCCCAGCCCGGUCCUUUACCUGCCCCAAAAUCCUGCGAAGAGUACGGCCACAACACCUGCCGCUCCACCAUCCUUUGUUCCCUCUCCGAGAGCGAUACACCGCACUCCCUCAGAGAUCCCUUUCCUAAGGGCGCAGGCAGCUUCUCCCCGGACAGCAACUGCCGACGCUAACGUUCCUCCUUGCUCAACCUCGGUCUUCGGUAUUUUUUCACAGAGAGGUCAGCACGACCGUCACGCAGAACUCACCUCGGCCAGGCCUGCGGGGACUUCCCUGCCCAGCCUUGCGCCACGGCCUGGUCCCCUCGGUGCGGCUCCGCCAGGCCCCAGGCCCCGCCGCGGCCCGGCCCGAGCGCGGCAGGAGCCGACAGGGCCAUGGAGAAGCGGCUCCGGACGCUUCUCCCCCGCCUUCGCCUCCUUCACGUCGCACCUGACGCCGCGCUCCGCCGAGACGCGCGGCCCCUCCCCGCCCCGACCCCGAGCAGGCCGCGGCCGGCAGCGCCCGCCCCGCCCGCAGCCCCGCUCGCCGCCCGCGGUACCUGAGGCGCCGCGGGACUCCCGGCGUUCACCCGCCGCGUUUACCCGGUGCGGGGCCUCCCCGGCAGCCGCUCCGCCCAGCGCCUCCGCCGCCCGGCCCGGGGGGGCUUCUCCGCCCGGGAAGCGCCGCCCGCCUCCGGAGCGACGUCUCGAGCUGCGGGCCCCGCCCCGAGCCCCGCCCAGCCCCGGCACACAGAGACGGAGACAGACAGACAGACCGACCGACCGACCGGCCCCGGCACAUGGAGACAGACAGACAGACAGACAGACCGGCCCCGGCACAUGGAGACAGACAGACAGACAGACAGACAGACAGACAGACCGACCGACCGGCCCCGGCACAUGGAGACAGACAGACAGACAGACAGACCGGCCCCGGCACAUGGAGACAGACAGACAGACAGACAGACCGACCGACCGGCCCCGGCACAUGGAGACAGACAGACAGACCGGCCUCGGCACACGGAGACAGACAGACAGACAGACCGACCGGCCCCGGCACACGGAGACGGACAGACAGACCGACCGACCGACCGGCCCCGGCACACAGAGACAGACAGACAGACCGGCCCCGGCACACGGAGACAGACAGACCGACCGGCCCCGGCACACGGAGACAGACAGACAGACAGACCGGCCCCGGCCCCGGCCCACAGACGGACGUACCGGCACACAGAAGUACCUUCGUUCUAAUGCAAGCUCAAGCACAACAGGCGGAGUGUAA